GGCGGGGGUGGCGGGGCAGACGCCGCGGAACCGGGGCCGGGCGGGUUGGGCGCGAUGAGCGAGGCCGCAUUCCAGAAGGCUGCCGAGGAGGUGAAGCAGCUGAAGUCGCAGCCCACGGACCAGGAGAUGCUGGACAUCUACAGCCACUACAAACAGGCCACGGUGGGCGACGUGAACACCGAGCGCCCUGGUAUGCUGGACUUCAAAGGCAAAGCAAAGUGGGAUGCCUGGAGUGCAUUGAAAGGAACAUCCAAAGAAGAUGCAAUGAAAGCUUACAUAGCAAAAGUGGAAGAACUAAAGGGCAAAUAUGGCAUCUGAGGACUGGAUAAGUCAGCUGCAUGCAUGCCUGAAACCUGCCUUAUUUCUAAUGUGGGAAACUGGUUUCUAAGAGUAACCUUAGAUUCCUAGUAUGUCAUAGUCGGUUCUCCUCAUGCGUGUAGUUCAGGAGAAAUCAUGUACCUGGCUAAUGUACUGACACGGUAUAAAUUCCUUCUGGGAACAGAAUCUGGAACUCAUUAAAGUGCAUUUGGUACUUUA
Zonotrichia albicollis (white-throated sparrow) is the source of this 537-nucleotide messenger RNA. It is a transcript of the gene DBI, whose product is annotated as diazepam binding inhibitor, acyl-CoA binding protein. Gene Ontology annotation, biological process: fatty acid metabolic process. Lineage: Eukaryota; Metazoa; Chordata; Aves; Passeriformes; Passerellidae. Gene Ontology annotation, molecular function: fatty-acyl-CoA binding. The record is from RefSeq and is a predicted model, not a curated record.